This is a messenger RNA of Myxozyma melibiosi, 1082 nucleotides long. Its product is annotated as NADH-ubiquinone oxidoreductase 30.4 kDa subunit mitochondrial precursor. The record is from RefSeq and is a predicted model, not a curated record. Gene Ontology annotation, molecular function: NADH dehydrogenase (ubiquinone) activity. Bases 85 to 957 code for a protein of 290 amino acids. The transcript has 6 exons. Lineage: Eukaryota; Fungi; Ascomycota; Lipomycetes; Lipomycetales; Lipomycetaceae.
CAGAUUUAUCGCGCCGCGAGAGAAACAGUCGACAGCAACAGCAAAGCAACAGCAACAGUUCUUCGCGCUGCAGUUUUAUUCGCAAUGAUUCGGUCCAUCGGUCUUCGUUCGGCUGCUGCUCUCACCCGCUCAGUCAAGCCUGCUGUCGAGCAGCGGCGUUUCGCGGCUACUUUUGUCGACAACAUCAAGGAAGCCCUCAAGGACGACGAGGGCCCUCUCUACCCCCAGAACCUGAAAGAGCUGCCCCGGACUGAUCCCGGCGCAGAGCUCCACAGACCCAUCGUCAACCCCGCGGCAGACUACGCCGAGACGGUCGAGAACCUCCACGAGUACGGAAAAUACAUCAUGGCCGCCAUGCCGAAAUAUAUACAGAAAUUCUCAGUUUGGAAAGAUGAACUCACCCUCAUGAUCGCUCCCACCGCCGUCAUCCCCGUCAUCACUUUCUUGAAGGAUCACACCGCGGCCCAGUUCAAGGCCGUCAUGGACAUCACGGCCGCAGACUACCCGACCCGCUCCCACAGAUUCGACGUCGUUUACAACCUUCUCUCGACCCGCUACAGCUCGCGUAUCCGCGUCAAGACCUAUGCUUCCGAGACCACUCCCGUGCCCAGUAUCGCAAACUUGUACCAGGGUGCGAACUGGUACGAACGCGAGACCUACGAUAUGUUUGGAGUGUUCUUUGUCGGCCAUCCUGAUCUGCGACGAAUAAUGACUGAUUACGGAUUCGAGGGCCAUCCUCUACGAAAGGACUUCCCUCUUACCGGUUACACUGAGAUCCGAUACGACGAGGAGAAGAAGCGUAUUGUCUACGAGCCUCUGGAGAUGACCCAAGCCUUCCGCAACUUCUCGGUCGGUUCCACCGUUUGGGAGCCUGUUGGACCUGGCAAGGACGAGCGACCCAAGAACUUCGUUCUUCCUGAGCCUGAGCCGGAGGAGGCGCCUGAGGAGAAGAAGUAAGGGGUGUGAAAGAGUCGACAUUGGUAUUUCUACCAUUGCCAGAACGGGGAGCGAUAGAGCGUUUGUUUGUAUUCUCAUUGCGCAUUCUAAUUGAUCAUUUGAACUAUUGUGUUGUUAGACGUAGG